Penaeus monodon (black tiger shrimp) is the source of this 2227-nucleotide messenger RNA. RefSeq names its product myotubularin-related protein 9-like. Bases 168 to 1883 code for a protein of 571 amino acids. The transcript is spliced from 13 exons. Gene Ontology annotation, biological process: negative regulation of autophagy. The record is from RefSeq and is a predicted model, not a curated record. Lineage: Eukaryota; Metazoa; Arthropoda; Malacostraca; Decapoda; Penaeidae.
UUGUUGUCACUUGUCAAUAAUCAGCUGUUGACUUGGAGCUCGCUGGGCGGUGGGCGUCUGGCCUGUCAAGCUAUCAAGGGAAGGGGAUUCUGCCACGCUCGCUAUUCUGCUUCGGGUUCUGUUUCUUCCUCACCUUUUGAGAAGAGGUAUUAGGACAAGCUUGAAGAAUGGAAUUUGCAGAAUUGAUUCGUAUAUCACGAUGUGAUCGUGUUAUGCUUCAUCGUCCCCAUCACCCUGUGCUUGACGGCACUUUGUGCAUCACAGGACAUCAUCUCAUUGUAUCUUCUUGUGAUAAGGAGCCUCAAGAAUUAUGGCUUCUCCAUAGCAACAUUGAUACUGUAGAGAGAAGACAGCAGGGCAUGACAGGAGGGACACUUUGGCUCAAAUGCAAAGAUCUGAGAAUACUCCAGCUUGAUGUUAUUGGUGCAGAUCAGUUUGCCAAAGUGGCAGAUACACUAGAAGAUCUUAUACGUGUUGAGGAGCCUCUACUCCAGUAUCCAUUCUUCUACCGAGCAAUGUAUCAGAUACUUGAAGAUGGAUGGACUGCAUUUAUGCCAGAAUCAGAAUUUUCACGUUUGGUUCAACCAGGGGAUGACUGGCGCAUAUCGUAUGUAAAUAAAGAUUACAAGGUUUGUCCUUCUUAUCCAAGUGCUGUUGUAGUACCCAAGAAUAUAGAGGAUAAUGAUCUUAUAGCUAUUGCAAACUUUCGCCAAGCAAGUCGCUUUCCAGUAUUAGCCUAUCGACAUGAGGGAACAGCUGUAUUACUUAGGAGUGGACAGCCCCUUAUUACAGCCAAUGGAAAGCGUUGUAAGGAAGAUGAGCGAUUGUUGAAUAGCGUGCUAGCAAGAGACAAGAGAGGAUAUAUAAUAGAUACACGUACACAGAAUCUAGCACAGUCUGCUAAGAAUCUUGCGCAGUCAGCAAAGGUUCAGCUGCGUGGUGGAGGAUAUGAGCCAGAACUUCACUAUCCCAACUGGCGUCGUGUCCAUAAACCCAUUGAUCGUCAUCAUGUCCUCCUUGAUUCCUUAACUAAGCUUAUGGACGGCAUCAAUGACACUAGCAGUGGAACAGACAAGUGGCUGAGUAGGUUGGAGAGCAGUAGCUGGAUGAACAAUAUCAAGGAAACCUUGAAUUGUGCAUGCCUUGUGGCACAGUGUCUUGAUCAGGAAGGAGCAUCUGUUCUAGUGCAUGACACAGAUGGGAUGGAUUCCACUUUGCAGGUCACAUCACUGGCUCAGAUAAUACUCAAUCCAGAUUGUCGCACUGUCAGAGGUUUUGAGGCACUAAUAGAACGAGAGUGGAUUCAGGGAGGCCACCCCUUUGCCUCUCGUCAUGCCCGUUCGUGCUACGCCCCCAGCACCCAGCGCUCCAAAGUCAACUCUCCCACAUUCCUUCUCUUCCUUGAUUGUGUCUACCAGAUUCAUCACCAGUUUAGUUGCAGCUUUGAGUUUGCUGAGAACUUCUUAGUGAUGCUCUUUGAGCAUUCAUAUUCAUCUCAGUUUGGAACAUUUUUAGCAAAUAAUGAAGGUGAGAGGAGAGCCAUGAAGGCCCAUGAGAGAACAGCCAGUUUAUGGUCCUUUGUAAACCGGCCUGAGGUGCUUCCCAAGUAUCUGAACCCCAUGUAUGAGCCAAACCAGCGUGUCAUAUGGCCAUCUGUGGCACCAAUGAGCCUGCAACUGUGGGCUAGUGUGUUUUUGAGAUGGGUGGUAGACCAAGGGCCACAGGAGGCUGCCUGGACUAUAGUGAGGGAGCUGAGGGAGAAGGAAUCCUCCGUCAGAUCCCAGGUGGCAAGAUUAAGACGUCAGUUACAAGACUUAGAACGUGAGGCAGUAGAUGUUGGCAUUCUGACACCACCAGCAACAGGGGAAGUAGAGGUGGCUUAAAAUCCCUGUGGAGGCUGUAGUUUAGCCACAAAUAUUGUUGUGCAUUGUAUGAAUACAUUAUUACAUACUUUCUAUUGUUCUUAAAUGCUAUAAAAUGAAAGGUUGUUUGAUAGACACUGAAUUACAGAAGCACCCAAAAAUAUGUAAUGUUUGAUAUUUUUGUUUCACAAGUGCAUAAAAGACAAAUGCUUAGCGAUCAUAUCUGUAGGUUCUUUUAGUCUUAGAUUAUGAUGAUAAUGGAAUAAGUGUACAUAGAUACAAGUGUAUUUAAUAAUUACAAAUGGAAUGAAACAGUUACUGAAGAUUAGGACCACAGGAGAAUUGAUAAUGAUCGUGAUUGAUAA